AGGAGUUUGAAGAAAUAUUGGACUUUUCUUGGGAGAGUAUCAACUGUGAUCUGUUUUUCCUGAACACAAUGGCUGAAGAAGUAAUAUAUGCGGAUAUCAAGGCUGUUAGAACUGUAGGACAUCCACGUCUUCUUCAGAGAUCUGUUUCUUCCAAUUCUUCUACUGCUCAGAAACUGUGCCCCUCCAUGGACUGGAAGCUUCAUGGAGGAAAAUGUUACUGGGUCGCUGAAAAUAAGAAAUCGUGGAAUGAAAGUAUAAAAGACUGUGCCAUGAAAAAUUCACACCUUAUAGUGAUUGAAGACUCCAUUGAUAUGGAGGACUGGAAGGAAAUACCUCAUGAAGUCAUGAAGAACUUCAGAUAUUUCCUCUUUACCAUCAAAGCGAAGAAUGUUGAGAUGCAGAAAGACAUGUUCCCUGUGGUAAUCAACAAAUCAGUCUUGGAGAUCAGUGAACUAGACAACAUAUCUCAAUGA
Messenger RNA from Erinaceus europaeus (western European hedgehog), 473 nucleotides. RefSeq names its product putative C-type lectin-like domain family 1. The record is from RefSeq and is a predicted model, not a curated record. NCBI's taxonomy places the organism in Eukaryota, Metazoa, Chordata, Mammalia, Eulipotyphla, Erinaceidae. Bases 69 to 473 code for a protein of 134 amino acids. The transcript has 3 exons.